AAUUAAAAAAACAAUGGACGACAACCAUCUGCUUCACAAUACUCAAUCCUCCACCUCUACUAUAAAACCCUGCCUGACCACCCACAACUCAUCAAACCAAUCUCUCAACAUGAAGCUUCUACUGAUCCUGACACUAGCCGGGCUCGCUGCCUGUGAAGACUAUGAGUCUGUCCUGCAAUCCCCCCUUGCUCUGAAGAACCUGUUCUCCGAGUUCAACGGCAAGUACAACAAACUCUACUCUCCCCAGGAAGCUCCCCUUAGGAUGAGGCUCUUCAGGGCUGACCUCCAGAGAGUGGUCCAGCUGAACAAGGAGAACGACUGGGUUUCAGGACUCAACCAGUUCACCGCCAUGACCCAGGCUGAGAAGCAGCAGCACCUCGGACUCAACAUCUCCAGAGCUGACCUCUCUGAGGAUCUCCCUGAACUGUCCGCUGUCCCUGCUGCCAGCUCCAUUGACUGGAGGAGUCAAAAUAAAGUUACCGGUGUCAAGAACCAAGGAGGAUGUGGAUCCUGCUGGGCUUUCGCUGCUGUCGGAGCUGUGGAGACCAACUACGCUAUCCAGACUGGCAAAAGGAAGCAGUUUGCUGAGCAGGAGUACCUAGACUGUACCUACAGCAGCAGCAGAGACGGAUGCAAGGGAGGAUGGUACCACGAAGCUUGGGAUUACUCCAAGAGUUCCGGCAGACUGGCUACUGCAGCUGCUGCUCCCUACAAGGAAAAGGACGGAAGUUGCUCUUACUCCAGAGUUCACAACGGUCUUAUCGGUGCUGUUAUCACUGGAUCCAAAAGCAUCAGGAAAGGAGAAGGCAACGUCAUCUCGGCUCUCAACAACGGAGCUGUGUCAGUAGCUUACGAGGUGACUGACGAUUUCUUCAAGUACACCGAGGGAGUUAUUAAAGACUUCAGCUGUAAAUCCUACGCCAACCACGCUGUUACCGCAGUAGGUUAUACUCGAGGUGCCAUGAUUGUGAGGAACUCCUGGGGUGCCUGGGGAAUGAAGGGCUACUUCUACACCGCCAGAGGUCACCACGGUUGCAAGAUCUUCGACUACGGCUCCGUACCUGUCUGGAAGAAUACUGGUCGCAGAGACAAUGACCCUGACUACGUUGAUGUUGAUGAUAAUGACGGUGGUGAUAACACUGACGGGUGUCCCAGUGGAACAGUCAAGUGCCGCGAUGGAGUGUGCAGACACGCUCACAUGUGUUAAACUCUCAGAAGAUACCCCAGAACUUGCUUACUAGAAGACAAUUCCGGAUUUGAGAUUUAAAAUUUGUUUAAUUUGACCAGCAUUAAAA
Bolinopsis microptera is the source of this 1295-nucleotide messenger RNA. Its product is annotated as digestive cysteine proteinase 2-like. Gene Ontology annotation, molecular function: cysteine-type endopeptidase activity. The record is from RefSeq and is a predicted model, not a curated record. NCBI's taxonomy places the organism in Eukaryota, Metazoa, Ctenophora, Tentaculata, Lobata, Bolinopsidae. Bases 14 to 1207 code for a protein of 397 amino acids. The transcript has a single exon. Gene Ontology annotation, cellular component: lysosome.